Aspergillus caelatus is the source of this 2396-nucleotide messenger RNA. Its product is annotated as citrin. The record is from RefSeq and is a predicted model, not a curated record. The coding region runs from base 300 to 2387 and encodes 695 amino acids. Gene Ontology annotation, biological process: aspartate transmembrane transport; malate-aspartate shuttle; L-glutamate transmembrane transport. The transcript is spliced from 4 exons. Gene Ontology annotation, molecular function: L-glutamate transmembrane transporter activity; L-aspartate transmembrane transporter activity; calcium ion binding. Lineage: Eukaryota; Fungi; Ascomycota; Eurotiomycetes; Eurotiales; Aspergillaceae.
AAAAAUUAAAGACAAAAACCAACACAGUCAUUGUUCAAUCCCCAGAACAACUGAUCUUCUUUUGGCACUAUCACUUACGCUUCCCCCCAUUUUUUUUUUCUUAACUAAUUUCCGUUCUCCACACACUUUCCCUUAUCCCAACCCAACCCCUUCAUAAUCCCAUUCUUUUCCUGUUUGGAUCCCUUGGGUUGGCCUUCCUAGUUAGUGUUCAUCUGUCCUGAAGCUAGGUUUCUUCAGUGACUUGCAUCAAUUGCUUGCUUCCUUUCGUUUGUUGCGUUCGUAUAUAUAUUUAUAUCACAAUGACUGUCAAGGACGCGGUAAAAGAGUCCUUGGUUGGCUCCAGUACGGAUCAGUCACAACCAUCACACCAGGCCAAGACGAAUUUCCUUCGUCACGCACGCAAGGAUGAGGGCACCGAAGACUUGUACAUGACGGAAGACGAUUUCAUCAAUGCUAUUGCCCCCAAGCAUGAGGAUUAUCACAAAAUCAAGCGUGAACAUUACGGAAUCCUCUUCAAGGUUGCCGAUCGCAAGCAGACUGGCAAGCUCAGCCUCAGCGAUUGGGCAACCUUCGAGAACCUCCUCUCGAAGCCCGAUGCCGAAUAUGAGAUCGCCUUCCGUUUGUUCGAUACCGAUGGCACAGGCACCGUCAAGUGGGAUACCUUCAAGAAUCUGUACAACGUGAACAAGGACAAGGAUAGCAUUCCAUUCGAUUGGAACUCGGAAUGGGCCUCCCUGUACACCGGACGCACAAAGAGUCGCCAUGACAUGACCUACCCUCAAUUCGCGCAAAUGCUCCGAGGCUUGCAAGGGGAGCGCAUCCGCCAAGCUUUCCACAUCUUCGACAAAGACGGCGAUGGCUACAUAGAGCCCGAAGACUUCCAGCGCAUUAUCCUGGAAACCUCGAAACACAAGCUGUCGGACUACGUGCUAGAACACCUUCCCAGUCUGUGCAACAUCUCCACCGGCACCAAGAUCUCCUAUGCCACUGUCCGUGCCUUCCAGAACAUCAUGCGCGAGAUGGACAUGAUUGAUGUCAUUGUGCGGGAGGCUACCCAGAAGAGUGAUGACGGUAAGAUCACCCGCGCCGACUUCUUGAACGAGGCGGCCCGCAUCACUCGCUUCUCCCUGUUCACCCCCAUGGAAGCGGACAUCCUGUUCCACUUCGCCGGCUUGGAUGCCCCCUCCGGCCGACUCGCUCAAAAGGAUUUCGCCAAGGUCAUCGAUGCAUCAUGGCGGAUGCCCCUUGCCAUUGCAGGUCAAGCCGCCGUCUCAACCGCCCAUAAGGCCGCGGACAAGACCAAGUCGCUCUUGUACAACGUGUUGGAGUCGGUCCACCACUUCGCGCUGGGCAGUUUGGCAGGAGCUUUUGGUGCCUUCAUGGUAUACCCCAUUGACUUGGUCAAGACUCGUAUGCAGAACCAGCGGUCUACGCGUGUCGGCGAAAGACUGUACAACAACUCACUCGAUUGUGCGCGCAAGGUCAUCCGUAACGAAGGUUUCACCGGUCUGUAUUCCGGAGUCGUGCCUCAGCUGAUUGGUGUUGCGCCCGAAAAGGCCAUCAAGCUGACGGUCAACGACUUGGUCCGUGGCCAUUUUACGAAUAAGGAGAACGGCAAGAUCUGGUAUCCUUACGAGAUCCUUGCCGGUGGUACGGCCGGAGGUUGUCAAGUGAUUUUCACCAACCCUCUGGAAAUUGUCAAGAUUCGCCUGCAGGUUCAGGGAGAAAUUGCGAAAAACGUCGAGGGUGCCCCUCGUCGUUCGGCCCUGUGGAUCGUGAAGAACUUGGGUCUGGUCGGUCUGUACAAGGGAGCCAGUGCCUGUUUGCUCCGUGAUGUUCCAUUCUCUGCGAUUUAUUUCCCAACCUACGCUCACCUGAAGAGCGACUUCUUUGGCGAAUCUCCCACGCACAAGCUCGGUGUCGUGCAGUUGUUGACUGCUGGUGCGAUCGCUGGUAUGCCCGCCGCUUAUCUGACCACCCCGUGCGAUGUCAUCAAGACCCGUCUCCAGGUCGAGGCUCGUAAGGGUGAAGUCGGAUACACUGGUUUGCGUCAUUGUGCCCAGACUAUCUUGAAGGAGGAGGGCUUCAAGGCCUUCUUCAAGGGUGGUCCUGCCCGUAUCAUUCGUUCCUCUCCUCAGUUCGGUUUCACCCUCGCAUCAUAUGAACUUCUGCAGAAGUGGCUGCCCAUGCCCGGGCACGAGGAGGUCACGCCUAGUGGUCAAAUUGAGCCCGGCGUCGGCCUCCAGGGUGCCAAGGCUCCUCUGCCAUAUCUCCGGUCCAGAAACGCUCUGAAGCUGAUCCUGGAUCUCGAUGAGAACAUUGGCCGUGUCAAGAUUCCUCAGGCCGACAAAUGGCCCAAGUUUAUGCAGACACCCAGCACUAACUAAGCAUGACUU